This is a messenger RNA of Brassicogethes aeneus, 1055 nucleotides long. The record is from the annotation of a GenBank genome assembly. NCBI's taxonomy places the organism in Eukaryota, Metazoa, Arthropoda, Insecta, Coleoptera, Nitidulidae.
GGCAACACUGGGCAACACUGACAGUGUUCUUUGAUUUGUACUACACAUUUUGUAGGUUAACAUCAAGCCCAAAUCAUGCCAAAAAAGAAAACGGGUCAGCGUAAAAAAGCAGAAAAGCAAAAAUUAAGGCAAAAGGGAAUUAGAACGGCUAAAGAAAAUGUUCAGCUAGCCGAACAUCCUUGCAAUGGACCUAUGGAAUGCGAGAAAUGUCAUAGGAAACAAAGGAAUAGGGCAUUUUGUUAUUUUUGCCAAAGCGUGCAACGUUUACCAGUGUGCGCGCAAUGUGGUAAAAUGAAAUGUAUGUUAAAAACUGGGGAUUGUGUAAUUAGACACCCUGGCGUAUACACCACUGGAAUGGGCAUGGUUGGUGCAAUUUGCGACUUUUGUGAAGCUUGGGUUUGCCAUGGUCGUAAAUGCCUGCAAUCACAUGCAUGCACUUGCCCUUUGCAAGAAGCUGUUUGCAUUGAAUGUGAAAGAGCUGUUUGGGACCACGGAGGACGUCUUUUUAAGUGUUCGUUUUGCAAUGAGUUUCUCUGUGAAGAUGACCAAUUUGAACAUCAAGCUUCUUGUCAAGUACUUGAGUCAGAAAAUUACAAGUGUCAAUCUUGUAAUAAGUUGGGUCAGUAUUCUUGCCUGAGGUGCAAAACUUGUUACUGUGAAGACCAUGUUCGGAGAAAAGGUUUUAAAUAUGAGAAGAAUAAGGGUAUCCCUUGUCCAAAGUGUGGUUAUGAAACAUCGCAAACCAAGGACCUCAGCAUGUCCACUAGAAGCCAUAAGUUUGGUCGCCAAGGUCAAUCAACUUAUGAUGAUGAAGAUGAAGAGUAUGGCAAUGAAGCUGGUGGAUUUUCCUAUGGAGGUGGUUCAAGUGGUUAUACAUAUGGAGGAGGUGAUUACGGAGAUGAGGAUGAUGAAUCCGAUGAUGAUUAUGAUGAUGAUGAGGAAGACUCAGAAGAGGAAUCAUCCGAAGAAGAGUCUGAGGAAGAAAAAGAAAAUAAAAAAUAGAUAUUUUGUAUAUUUGCAUGUAUACUUUUGUAUAAAAUAUAUAUUGAUGGUUA